Molecule: messenger RNA, 1837 nt
Organism: Dermochelys coriacea (leatherback sea turtle)
Lineage: Eukaryota; Metazoa; Chordata; Testudines; Dermochelyidae
Gene: KDELR3
Product: KDEL endoplasmic reticulum protein retention receptor 3
Exons: 5
Coding region: 495-1139 (214 amino acids)
Biological process (GO): endoplasmic reticulum to Golgi vesicle-mediated transport; protein retention in ER lumen
Cellular component (GO): endoplasmic reticulum; membrane; cis-Golgi network
Molecular function (GO): ER lumen protein retrieval receptor activity
Source: RefSeq, a predicted model, not a curated record
CCCUUUCCAUGCAGACAGCAGCCACGUCACCCAGCCUGCACUGGGACAGCGAAGCAAGCUCAGACUGGGAGGGACAUUCUGGGGGACAAUCCCCUACUUUGUACUGGCACACAGGGGAGGAAGAGGGCCGUCGGCAGAUCAUAGAGUAGGUAGAAAUUGUGUCUGAUAGAACAGAGAUUAAAUACACCAGGAGGAGGAGUGAGGGGACCAGUUUAUUCUGGAGGUAAGAAUAUCACGGGAGAAAGUUUUUAUACUAGGAAAGAGAGAGUUAACUCAUCUGCCAGGAGACAGGAACAGGGGACUCCAUACUCACAGAGAAAGAAAGUUUAAUUGGGAGAGAGUUUAACUGAUCCGGGAUAGGAAAGGGAAAAGAUUCACUGCAGAGUUUUACCAGGUAACAGAGAAUCUCUUGGGAGAAACCAAGAGAACUCCCAAGCCUUCCCUCCUCUUCAAAACUGCACUGAUUAAUUUGCCACGGGGAAGUUCCUGGAGCAAUGAAUAUAUUCCGGAUCCUAGGAGAUGUCUCCCAUUUGCUGGCUAUGAUCAUAUUGCUGAUCAAGAUCUGGAGAUCCAAGUCCUGUGCUGGUAUCUCCGGGAAGAGCCAGAUCCUUUUCACCCUUGUUUUCACAACCCGCUAUCUUGACCUGUUCACCACCUUCAUCUCCGUCUAUAAUACUGUGAUGAAGGUCAUUUUCUUGGUGUGCGCCUACAUCACAGUGUAUAUGAUCUAUGUGAAGUUCCAGAAAACAUUUGACAGAGAGCAUGACUCCUUCCGUCUGGAAUUCCUCUUGGUCCCUGUCACAGGCUUGUCAUUUCUGGAGAACCAUAGCUUUACCCCCUUAGAGAUCCUCUGGACCUUCUCCAUUUACUUGGAAUCAGUGGCCAUCCUUCCUCAGCUCUUCAUGAUCAGUAAGACAGGGGAGGCAGAGACCAUCACAACCCACUACCUCUUCUUCCUGGGUCUCUAUCGUGCGCUCUACCUUGCCAACUGGAUCUGGCGCUACCACACAGAGAAUUUCUAUGACCAGAUUGCUGUGGUUUCUGGGGUGGUACAGACCAUCUUCUACUGUGAUUUCUUCUAUCUCUACGUCACUAAAGUUCUGAAGGGAAAGAAGCUAAGUCUCCCAAUGCCAGUCUGAAAACAGCACCACACAACACAAGAAGUUCCUGCAGAUGCAGUUCCAAGGUCACAGCUGCUUUCUUCUACCCCACCAUCAACAAAAACGGCUCAGCUAAGAAUCUCAACUCAGCGCCAGUAAUAUAGUGAGGCUUGGAUGGCUGAUAAGCUCUUGAUCUGCUUAGGGCUUUUUCUUAAAACGUCUGCUAGUGUUUUUGCUUAAGUGAAUUUUGUACUGGUGAAUGGUUCUGGCUAGCGAUUGAAGUCCUCUAUUCUCAUAGUAGAUCCAGAAGUGCAAGCUUUAUUCGCCCUCCUCUUUUCCUCCCCCCACCCACUUCCAAAAUCUGCCUCAAACCUGACCCUUUAAGGGAUCUCCUCAAGGAGUGAAAGUUGUUUCCACAGCCUAUUUUUCAGUCUUUCAAAGAUUGCCAGCUGUAAAACAGUUGCUCAGUUCUUAGCAAACAGGUACCCAAAACACCAAAAACCACCAGUCGAUUUCAUACUGGGAAACCAGUGGCAGACAGACCAUUACAAUUACUGCAAUUUGUUUGCAGUGUUCUUGCAGCCAUGUGAUUACUGACACAAGCCAAUAUGAACUGGCAAUCAAGAUUCAGAGUAGCAGCCAUGUUAGUCUGUAUUCGCAAAAAAGAAAAGGAGUACUUGUGGCACCUUAAAGACUAACAAAUUUAUUUGAGCAUAAGCUUUCGUGAGCUACAGCUC